Dromiciops gliroides (monito del monte) is the source of this 3738-nucleotide messenger RNA. RefSeq names its product VPS35 endosomal protein sorting factor like (gene VPS35L). Bases 84 to 2975 code for a protein of 963 amino acids. Gene Ontology annotation, biological process: endocytic recycling. The transcript has 31 exons. The record is from RefSeq and is a predicted model, not a curated record. Gene Ontology annotation, cellular component: endosome. Lineage: Eukaryota; Metazoa; Chordata; Mammalia; Microbiotheria; Microbiotheriidae.
ACUGCCCUUCACAAAGAUGGCGGCAAGAGGAGAUUAAAAGGGCGAGGCGGCGCGGGGCGGAGGCGGUCAUGUGACAAGGGAAGAUGGCUGCCUUUCCCUGGCAUUCGAGGCAGAGAAACUACAAAGCUGAAUUUGAAGCAUGUAGGUUAGAGACUGUACCCCUGGACUUUGGAGAUUAUCAUCCACUGAAACCCAUUACUGUCACAGAAUCAAAGACCAAGAAAAUGGGGAGGAAAGGAAGUACUUCUUCUACUUCUUCUUCUUCCUCAAGUUCAAUGAUGGACCCCUUGAGCAGUGUUCUUGAUGGCACUGAUCCACUCUCCAUGUUUGCAGCAACAGUAGAUCCAUUGACUGCCACAGCUAAUAUGGAUAGCUCAAGAAAGAAACGGGAUAGAGAUGAUAAUUCCAUAGUAGGAACUGAUUUUGAACCUUGGUCAAGCAAACGUGGUGAUAUCCUUGCCAGAUAUACAACAACAGAAAAACUCUCUAUCAACCUGUUUAUGGGAUCUGAGAAAGGCAAGGCUGCAACCUCCACCUCUGCAGUGUCUGAAAAAGUCAGGACAAGGCUGGAGGAACUGGACGAUUUGGAGGAGGGAUCCCAGAGGGAGCUACUGAAUUUGACUCAACAGGAUUACAUGAACCGAAUUGAAGAGCUCAAUCAGUCACUGAAGGAUGCCUGGGCCUCAGACCAGAAAGUGAAAGCACUGAAAAUUGUUAUCCAGUGUUCUAAACUUCUUUCUGACACGUCAGUAAUCCAGUUCUACCCAAGCAAAUUUGUCCUCAUCACUGAUAUACUUGAUACAUUUGGAAAAUUAGUGUACGAGCGAAUCUUGUCCAUGUGUGUAGACAACCGCAGUGUCUUAUCAGAUCACUUUUCUCCAGAGAUUGGAAAUGAUACGGCCAAAGAAACUUGCUUGAAUUGGUUUUUCAAGAUUGCUUCAAUCAGGGAACUUAUUCCCAGAUUCUAUGUGGAAGCAGCCAUCCUGAACUGCAACACGUUUUUGUCCAAAACAGGAAUUUCAGAAUGUCUUCCACGACUGACAUGUAUGAUUAGAGGAAUUGGCGACCCUUUGGUUUCAGUAUAUGCCAGGGCAUAUCUGUGCAGGGUUGGGAUGGAAGUGGCUCCACAUCUUAAAGAAAGUCUAAAUAAGAACUUUUUUGAUUUCCUCCUUACAUUUAAACAGAUUCAUGGGGAUACAGUUCAGAAUCAGUUGGUGGUACAGGGCGUGGAGAUUCCAUUGUAUCUUACUUUGUAUUCUCCUGCUAUUGAUUGGAUUUUGCAGUGCAUUGCAUAUCAUGCUCCUGAGGUUCUGCUUACUGAGAUGAUGGAAAGGUGCAAGAAACUAGGGAACAAUGCUUUGCUGUUGAAUUCUGUGAUGUCAGCAUUCAGAGCUGAGUUUAUUGCUACGAGGUCUAUGGAUUUUAUUGGCAUGAUUAAAGAGUGUGAUGAGUCUGGAUUCCCCAAGCAUCUCCUUUUUCGCUCAUUGGGGUUAAAUUUAGCCUUGGCUGAUCCCCCUGAGAGUGAUCGACUUCAGAUAUUAAAUGAAGCCUGGAAAGUCAUCACUAAAUUGAAGAAUCCACAGGACUAUAUUAAUUGUGCUGAAGUGUGGGUAGAGUAUACGUGCAGGCAUUUCACGAAACGGGAGGUCAAUACUGUUUUAGCAGAUGUCAUCAAACACAUGACUCCUGAUCGGGCAUUUGAAGAUGCAUAUCCACAGCUUCAUUCAAUAAUCAGGAAAGUUAUCACCUACCUUCACGAUUUUUCAGUUCUUUUCUCAGUGGAGAAAUUUUUGCCAUUUCUGGAUAUGUUCCAAAAAGAGAAUGUCCGUGUGGAGGUUUGCAAGUGCAUUAUGGAAGCUUUUAUUAAGCAUCAGCAAGAACCUACCAAGGAUCCUGUCAUCCUGAAUGCUUUACUACAUGUCUGUAAGACGAUGCAUGACUCUGUGAAUGCACUCACCCUUGAGGAUGAAAAGAGAAUGUUGGCACUUUUAAUUAAUGGAUUUAUAAAAAUGGUUUCAUUUGGUCGUGACUUUGAGCAGCAGUUGAGUUUUUAUGUGGAGACCAGAUCAAUGUUUUGCAAUCUGGAACCUGUUCUUGUCCAAUUGAUUCAUAGUGUGAACAAGUUGACAAUGGAAACAAGAAGAGUAAUGAAAGGAAAUCACUCCAGAAAGACUGCUGCAUUUGUCCGGGCCUGUGUUGCCUUCUGUUUCAUUACUAUUCCUUCCUUGACUGGUAUCUUCACACGUCUUAAUCUCUAUCUGCAUUCAGGUCAGGUUGCCUUGGCAAAUCAGUGCCUUUCCCAAGCGGAUGCUUUUUUCAGAGCCGCAGUAAGCCUUGUUCCUGAAGUUCCAAAGAUGAUCAAUAUAGAUGGAAAGAUGCGGCCAUCUGAAUCAUUCCUUCUGGAAUUUCUUUGCAAUUUAUUUUCUACUUUAUUAAUAGUUCCGGAUCAUCCAGAACAAGGAGUCCUAUUUCUUGUUCGAGGUUUACUAAAUGUGAUCCAGGACUACACUUGGGAAGACAAUAGUGAUGACAAAAUUCGUAUCUACACCAACGUUUUACAUCUCCUCUCUGCAAUGAGCCAAGAGACUUAUCUCUACCAUGUAGACAAAGUUGAUUCCAACGACAGCCUCUAUGGGGGAGACUCAAAAUUCCUGGCUGAAAACAACAAGCUUUGUGAGACCGUGAUCACACAGAUCCUGGAACACCUCAAAGCCCUGGGAAAGGAUGAGACCCUGAAGCGCCAAAGUGUUCUGGCACUUUCCUUCUUUAACAGCAUCUUAGCUCAUGGUGAUCUUCGAAACAACAAACUUAACCAGCUGUCCGUCAACCUGUGGAAUCUAGCCCAGAGGCAUGGCUGUGCAGACACCAGGACUGUGGUGAAAACUCUGGAAUAUAUCAAGAAAAGAAGCAAACAACCAGAAAUGAGUCAUUUGUCUGAACUGGCCCUCAGGCUCCCAUUGCAAACCAGGACCUAACCAAGGCAGCCUCUUUCCUGAGCCCUGAGCUCAGGAUUCUGUAGCUGUCAGGAAUUAUGUACUUUAUUCUAGGCUCUCACUGAAAUUUAGUCUUCUUUCAUUUUAAGAAUCCCUUAACAUAUGUUAGACUGGCUGUUAUUUUGUCAUUGGUUUAAAUAUUCUGACAAUGAAAGAAGGAAUGUUCAAAUCAGAUUUCAUUGUAUCAUCAUUUCACAUCUUCUGAUAGUUUCUACUUGCAAAUAACCUUUUAGAUCUCAGCAAGUGGCCUUCUAAUAAGUCUGUAGGUCCUUUAAGAGGAAAAAAAUUACUUUCUAAUAAGUCUGUAGGUCCUUUAAGAGGAAAAAAAUUACUGCAUGUAAAUGUGAAGGGCCUCUCAACACACUAUCUUUUUUUUUUUACCCCUGGGGCAAUGAGGAUUAAGUGACUUGCCCUGAGUCACACAAGCUAGUAAGUGUCAAAUGUCUGAAGCCGGAUUUGAACUCAGGUUCUCUUGAAUCCAAGGCCAGUGCUCUAUCCACUGUACCACCUAGCUGCCCCCCACCCCUACCCCUUAUCUUUUUUAAACAUAAUCCUAAAAUCCUAUUUGGGAAGGCAAGUAUAGCUUAGACUUACUAUUCAUGAGACAAUACACAAAUUACUUAACCUCUCAGAGCCACAAUUUCUUAAUCACUAAAAAGAUGAUAGCUAAUACUUGUAGAACCUAACUCACAAGAUUUGUGAGACUAAAAUGAGAAAAUGUAUAUAAAAGGCUUUGCAAACUUUG